GACUGCAAAAUAUUUGAUCACAUGAUCACAAGAUGGAGGACGUACCGCCGGUAUCAGAUAUUCCACAACAAAAACAGAAGAGGUAUGAUGAUAUCAAAAAUACAUUUCUUAAGAAGUAUGGAAACCCACCGGAGUUUUUCGCAAGAGCAUCGGGCAGAGUGAAUAUCAUAGGGGAACAUAUCGACUACUGUGGCUAUUCUGUGUUGCCAAUGGCGAUAGAACAGGACAUCAUUAUCGCUGUGUCACAUAGUAGCACAACAGACAAAAUCAUGCUCUCAAACAUGAAUCCUUCUUAUCAAGAUUUUCAGUGUAGCAUAAAAGACUUUACAAUCAGUAAAUCAGACCCACAAUGGUUCAAUUACUUCCUGUGUGGCGUGAAGGGAAUACUGGAGUAUGCCAAGCCAAAUGCACUUCGGGGAAUGACCUGUAUGGUCAGUGGAAAUGUUCCAGCCAGUUCUGGACUGUCCAGUUCUAGUGCUCUAGUCUGCUGUGCUGCCCUAGCCACAAUGUACGCCCAUGGGUACUCGAUAGCCAAGAAAGAGCUGUCAGGGAUCUGUGCUCAGUGUGAACGUCACAUCGGUACAGAGGGCGGUGGGAUGGACCAGGCCAUAUCUUUCAUGGCACAGGAAGGCACUGCGAAGCACAUAGAGUUUUCUCCCUUGCGCACCACUAAUGUACGACUACCAGGAGGUGCUGUGUUUGUUGUGACGAACAGCUGUGUAGAAAUGAAUAAAGCUGCCACUUCCUUCUUCAACAUCCGUGUUGUUGAAUGUCGUCUAGUCGCUCAGAUCAUUGCCAAGUCUAAAGGGUUGAACUGGAGAGAUUACAAACGUAUUGGUGAUGUACAAAAGGCUCUAGGUUUGAGUCUGGAAGACGCUUUAGUUGUUGUAAAGGAAAUAUUCCACAAGGAACCUUAUACAAAGGAGGAGGUGUGUACAUUUCUGGAGGUCACACCUGAACAACUAGCUAAAACCACACUCAGUACCAACACACUCACAGUGCAAUCCUUCAAGCUCCAUGACCGAGCCACUCAUGUAUUCAGUGAGGCCAACCGUGUACUGCAGUACAAGCGUAUCUGUGAUGAAAAUCCGGGGGAUGUCCUCCAGCGCCUCGGAACUCUUAUGACGGAGAGUCAUGUUAGCUGUCGAGACAUGUAUGAGUGCAGUUGUACAGACUUAGACAAACUUGUCGACAUCUGUUUGGAAUCUGGUGCUCUGGGGUCACGCCUGACUGGUGCCGGUUGGGGAGGCUGUGCGGUUUCCAUGGUACCCAUGGAUCAGGUGGAACAAUUCAUAUCAAAGGUCAAGGAAAAUUACUAUGCAGUUGAACCUUCCAGGGCUGCUAAGGUGUCGUCUGCUGUAUUUGCCACACAACCUGGAGGAGGGGCUGCCAUUUAUAAAAUGUAAAUUGGUGACGAUGUACACACGAUAAAAAUCAAGUUUCCGAAUGAAUGUUUUUAUGAUGUUAUGACAUAAAGGUUUCAUGACUGCAAAUAUCAUAUAUCAAAAAUGCACAGCUCACUUUAUACAUACUCUUUGUAUGCAUAAGACGUGAAUGUGUUGUGAUCAUUGUAUAUCUAAAUUGAUUUUAAUCUCUAUAUAUACAUAUGUAAUUGAAAAGUUUAAAUUGUAUAAAUUAUACUUUAACAUUAGAUAGUAUGAAGUCGAACAGUGGGUUUCAUGUUUAAUGAUUUUAAAUGGCUAUGGGUAGUGUACAUUUUAGGAUGGGAGAGAUCUUCAGCUUUUAAUUAUUUAAUAACAGUUGUCAGGAAAGUCACAGGCAAAUUCUUCAUCAAAUUGUGAUUCAUCAGAUCAUCUUUUGUGAUCUGCCAUAAAGGCCACGUAACUAUAGCAAAAUCCCGUCUAUAAAGACCACCCCAUAUACACAAUGAUUGUAUAUAAAUCUGAUAGCUAGAUCACCUGCAUUAAAGACCUUUUAUCGCUGCUCCCUGUGGUGACUGUUAUAGAGGUUUGAUAGUAUAUUGAAUAAACCGCUAUGUUAUAUUUCUUACUCGUGAGGAUAGCCAUGUCUAGGGGUUUGAGGCCCUGGGUUCAAUUCCAGAUCAGGUCGUUGCAUUUUCCGUCUCCAAUCAUCCAUGAAUAAAUGUCUCCUAUAAUGUCCCCUGAUUAAACAAGUUGUAAAUUAUGUUAAAAAGAAUCUAAGAAAAUUUCAUGUGACAAGAAUGUUUACAAAUCAUCCAGUAGAUAAGGGAAAACAGAUCAAGAAAGAAAGGAAAAGAAACGUCCUAUAGUGCUAAUAAAAAGGUGAUGGAAGCAAAGAUCCCUCUGGAAUUUCAUUUACUAAUGAUUAUAAUGAAAACUUAUUUCAUCAGUGCCAAAUUGUUACUUUCUCUUUUCUGUGCAAUAUUGAUAACUUUAUACUAGUCAUACAAUGUAUGCCUUAGUUCAUACUCUGGAUCCGAGGGGAUAAGCCUGUAUAUACAAGUUUCUGGUUAAUCAAGAUAUAUUAUUAGAUUUGCAUACUCGCCUGUAUAUACAAGAUUCUGGUUAAUCAAAUAUAUAAUUAGAUUUGCAUACUCGGUUUCCCACAGUUUAUACACAAGUUUCUGGUUAAACAUGAUACCUAAGAUUUGCAUUCUAUGAUUUACUUUUAGUUUUGAAAAGAUAUAAAUAUGUGUAAUUGUUUUAAUUUGUUGGAGGUGCCAUAUUGAUUACAUGUAAGGGAUUUCUGUGUAAUGAAUGAAGAGGAAGAGGUUACAAUAGAUAUUCUAGCUUUAGUCAAAAACUCGCAGCUUAAAUUCAAGAAACUGCUGAUCUGGUUGAGGGAUUUCCAUUCAGUUUCCAUACAUCCUCUGUUAAUUACUUUUAAGUCAGAACAUACUUUUGUUGCCUGGCCACCAAUAUAAUACAAUUUAUGAUGCGAAUUAUAUUUAUACAUAAUACCUCAGGUUUUUGACACAAAACCCCAAAAGACUUGGAAUUUGUGCUUAAGUCCCUGUGUGUUACAUUAUUUUGUUGAUCAACAAGGCAUAUUUAAUUUGUUAUGACAAGUAUUUGGGACCAAGGUUUGUGAUUUUAAAUAUGAGAAAAUGAUACUUGCACUUUAAAUUAUUUUGACAGAAUAUUAAAACACAAUUGAUAGAUGAU
Messenger RNA from Pecten maximus, 3107 nucleotides. Its product is annotated as N-acetylgalactosamine kinase-like. Gene Ontology annotation, molecular function: galactokinase activity; ATP binding. Gene Ontology annotation, cellular component: cytosol; cytoplasm. NCBI's taxonomy places the organism in Eukaryota, Metazoa, Mollusca, Bivalvia, Pectinida, Pectinidae. Gene Ontology annotation, biological process: galactose metabolic process; carbohydrate phosphorylation. The transcript has 9 exons. The record is from RefSeq and is a predicted model, not a curated record. The coding region runs from base 33 to 1406 and encodes 457 amino acids.